Molecule: messenger RNA, 7948 nt
Organism: Branchiostoma belcheri (Belcher's lancelet)
Lineage: Eukaryota; Metazoa; Chordata; Leptocardii; Amphioxiformes; Branchiostomatidae
Product: unconventional myosin-X-like
Cellular component (GO): myosin complex; cytoskeleton
Molecular function (GO): ATP binding; cytoskeletal motor activity; protein binding
Source: RefSeq, a predicted model, not a curated record
AUGUUGGUUACAUAAAUGAUAAUGAGGGAUGUCUCACCCUAAGAAACAGAGUGGUAUAUCCCUUCUGGUAAUUAGGUUUUAUUGGGUUUGGUCCAAGGCCGGCUUGUUCCACUGGGUCCAGUGGUCUGCAGAAUUUUCCCAGCCUUGCCCUGUGGAUUACACAAGAGUUUGGUGUCAAAGGAAGUGCAAGGGCUGUAGAGUGCAGCUGUGGCACCAGGGCCAGUGGCAACCUGCUUCAGUAGACACAGAACAAGAUGACCAUGUGACCUACAGUACAGAUGCUGGACAGAGUGUGACCUACCCACUGAGUGCCUUAACCCACGACCUUGUGCGACCUAUGCAAGAGGACAACAUGGCGGACAGCGUGGAGGACAUGGCGAACCUGAGUGACCUGAACGAGGGGUCGAUCCUGGAGAACAUCAGGCUCAGAUACGUCGGAAACAGGAUAUACACAUACAUAGGACAUAUCCUAUGUGCAGUGAACCCCUACAAGCCAAUAGAGGACCUGUACAGUAAAGGAUGUAUCCAGGCCUACAAGAAGAAGCACAUUGGUGACCUCCCUCCUCACAUCUUUGCCAUUGCUAAUGAGUGUUACUAUGCCAUGUGGAAAGCAGGAGGGGCGAACCAGUGUAUUCUCAUCAGUGGAGAGAGUGGAGCAGGGAAGACAGAGAGCACCAAGUUCAUCCUACAGUUCCUGUCUGAGAUGAGCCAGGUGUCAGGAGGGUCUGGAGAAGGGAGCACAGACACCAGUGUGGAGCAGGCUAUCUUACAGAGCAGUCCUAUCAUGGAGGCAUUUGGCAAUGCCAAGACAGUCUACAAUAACAAUAGCAGCAGAUUCGGCAAGUUCAUUCAGCUGCAGUUCAACGAGAAGGGCAGCAUUACAGGGGGCAGGAUUCAGGACUACCUGUUGGAGAAAAAUCGAGUAGUGGGUCAGAACCCUGAUGAAAGGAACUACCACAUCUUCUACAGUCUCAUCGCAGGGUCAACACCUGACAUUAAAGAGGUGCUGUGUCUGACAGAGGCAUCAGACUUCCACUACCUCAACAGGAGUGGCUGCAUUAACGACCCAACCAUCAACGACCAGGAAGACUUCUCCAAAGUUCUGCAUGCCAUGCGAGUGAUGAACUUCAGUGAGAAGGACAUCCUGGACGUCUGGUGUCUGCUGGCGGCCAUCUUACACGUGGGGAACAUCAAGUUUGUCACUACAGCCGGCGCACAGGUCGCAGACAAGCAAGCCCUUAGCAAUGCUGCCUCCCUCCUGAGAGUGGACAUGUUGGGUCUAGCCGAGGCUCUUACACAGAGGUCAAUAUUCCUUAGAGGGGAGCUCAUCAGUACCCCUCUAGAGGUCAAUGAGGCUGCAGACUCUCGUGACUCCCUGGCCAUGAACUUGUACAAGGCCUGCUUCAGGUGGAUCAUCACCAAGAUCAACAGCCGUAUCUAUGGCAACGGGCACUACUCAUCCAUUGGAGUGCUGGACAUAUUUGGCUUUGAGAACUUCCAGACCAACAGGUUUGAACAGUUCAACAUCAACUAUGCCAAUGAGAAGCUUCAGGAGUACUUCAACAAACACAUCUUCUCACUGGAGCAGCUGGAGUACAACAGAGAAGGCAUCGUGUGGACUGACAUCAACUGGGUCGACAACGGAGAGUGUCUGGACCUGGUGGAGAGGAAACUAGGUAUCCUGGACCUUCUGGAUGAGGAGAGUCGCUUCCCUAAAGGCACAGACAACACCUUUGUGGACAAGCUGCAUGGUGGACACAAGGAAAAUGCCUUCUUCCUGAAACCCAAGGUGGCCAGCAGAAUGUUUGGCAUCAAGCACUAUGCAGGGGAGGUUUAUUACGACACCCAAGGAUUUCUGGAGAAGAACAGGGACACAUUCAGAGAUGACAUUCUGAACAUCCUACAAGAGAGCAGGUCAGACUUUAUCUACGAGCUGUUUGAUACGGAUGCGUACGGGAAUGGCACCAGUUUGAAGAGUGGAACAGCAACAAGACAGAGGAAGAAACCUACAGUCAGCUCUCAGUUCAAGGAGUCACUGCGGAGUCUGAUGACCACACUGAGUGCUGCUAACCCAUUCUUUGUCAGGUGCAUCAAGCCAAACUCUCAAAAGUUACCGGACACGUUUGACCCUGAGCUUGUUCUGAGUCAGCUGAGGUACAGCGGUAUGUUGGAGACUGUGAGGAUCCGCCGGGCGGGAUAUCCCGUCAGACGCACCUUCGAGGACUUCUGCUACAGGUACCGUGUGCUGAUGCGCCAGUCAUCCAGCGAUGAAGACAUAAAGGCACACUGCAGCGGGGUGCUACAACUGGUGGACGACACAGGCAAGGAGUGGCAGCUGGGAAAAACUAAGGUGUUCCUGAGAGAGCGACUGGAGUGUGAGUUAGAGAAGAGACGAGAGGCAGAGUUACACCGGGUGGCAACCAUCAUCCAGGCAGGGUUCAAAGGUCACCAAGCCAGGAAACAGUUCCACAGGGCCAAACAGAGCGUGGUUCUCAUCCAGAAGAACUACAAGGCUCACUUCUGGAGGAAAGCGUUCAUCCAGGUUCGGCAGGCCACCAUCGUUCUGCAGAAGUUUGAGCGCAGUCGCCGAGCACGUCACCUGCUGCAGCAGCUGCGGGAGGAACGACGGCUGGAGGAAGAGCGGCAGCAACAGCUGCGGGAGGAGGAGAAGAGGCAGAGAGAGGAGGAAGAAAAGGUUAAGGAAGAAGAAGAACGAAGACUCUUGGAGCAGAAGACACUUGAAGAAAAGGCUAAGUUUGAGGAGAAGAAGAGACUAGAGGAGGAGAGAAAGAAACCUUGCAUCUGUCCCAUGUGUGGCUCUAGAAGGGAGAUGGAAAAACAAGAAGAAAUCAGACAACAGGAACAAAAAGUCAAAGAGAAACAGGAGCUCAGGAAACUGGAAUUUGAGGUCCUAGAUGAGCUUGAUAAUUUGAUAGAAGAAUGCAUGAUGCUGGAGUUGGGAAGGUCGGACAUUGAUGACAAUUUGGACGACAAGUUGGAGGAUUGGGCCAAAGCGAAGCAGGAGUUAGCCAUGCUGCGGGCACAGCAGGCUGAGGAGGCACGACUGGCCGAGGAGGCCAAACAGCGGGCACUCGAGGAAGAGAAGAGAUUCGAGGAAUUUGCCAAGAAAAAGGCUAAAGAAGACGCUAAGAGGAUGGAGCAAGAAGCUAUGUCAAGGUUGAAAGCUGAAGCUGAACAGGAGCGGCGGCGGCAGGAGGCUCAGCGGAAGUGGAACCGCACGCUCAGCACCAAGAAGGGGGAGGAGAAGAGGGAAUCUGUCGACUCCAUGCUCAGCGAAUCAGACGGCACACAGGAACGAUCAUCUCUUGAUGAGAGUGGAGAUGAGCUGGACAUGGACCUGGACGAUGAGUCUCCAUCUUCACCCAAGAGACACAGUCUCCUUCCCGAGGUCACGCCGUACUUCCACGCCUAUCUCAUGAUGAAAGGUGGUGUGAUGAAUAGCUGGAAGCGCAGGUGGUGUGUGCUGAAGGAUGACACCCUCAUGUGGUACAGGGGUAAACAGGCAUCUCUAAAGUCAGGCUGGUUGGCAAAGAAAGGCGGCGGUACCGGCACCCUCAGCAGACGGUCGUGGAAGACUCGCUGGUUCGUCCUGCGCGGGACGACCCUCUCGUACCAUGAGAACGACGAGGAAGGCGCCAAACAGCUGGGGUCCAUCGACGUGAAGUCCUGUAAGGAGAUCCUGGAUAAUGGACUGAAGGAAAACGCCCUGUCUAUUGUGACAGAAGCAAGAACCUAUCACCUGGUGGCAGAAACACCCGAGGAGGCCAGCCAGUGGUACAAUGUUCUGACCAGCGUCUACUCUGCCACUGAUGAGGAACUCAGGGAGAUGCAGGAUGAGCAGGCCAACCCCAAGAACGCAGCUGGUACCCUGGAUGUAGCCCUGAUUGACUCUGUCUACGCGUCCGAUAACGAGUCGAAGCCGCACCAGUUUGUGAUCAUCACGGCGAACCGCGUCUUCACCUGCUGCAGCGACACCGCCGAGGAGAUGCACCACUGGAUCAGCUGUUUACAGAGGUCAAAGGGCGACGUGCACUCCGGGGGUCAAGACUUCAUCACACGAGGUUGGCUGAGUAAGGAGACUGGUAAGCCCACAGGCACAGUGAACAAGUCCACCACCCUGAAGAAACGAUGGUUUGUCCUGACGGCCCACUCCCUGGACUACUACAAGAGCUCGGACACCAACAGUCAGAAACUGGGAACCCUCAUCCUAGACAGUCUGUGUCGAGUGGUGCAGGCUGAUGCUGAGAUGUACGAACAAACAGGUUACUACAUGUUCACGAUCCACGGCCGUCGUCGCUCCUUCCACCUCUUCACCAAACUGCACACAGAGGUGCAGCAGUGGGUACAGUCUCUACAGGAGGUGAUUGACAGCAAGGUUCCCAUAGUAACACCUACACAACAGCUCAUCACAGACCUCAGAGAUGCGAGUAUGAACAGUGAAGCUGUGGACCAGAUCUACCAGCGGAACCCCAUCCUCAGGCACACCCCACCCCUCAAGACCCCCCUCCUCCCCAUGCCAUAUGGAGACGUCAACGCCAACUUGCAAAGAGAAAAAGGCUACACCAACCUGCAGGAAGAAGCAGUCAAGAUCUUCAACUCACUCCUACAGAUUGAGACUGCAGCUGACCAGAUCUCCAUUGUACAGAACAUCCUGGAGUCGUGUCACGACCUGAAGUACCUGAAGGAUGAGGUGUACUGUCAGCUGAUCAAGCAGACCAUGGGCGUGGCAGACGUGGACUCCAUCGGGAACCUGCGGGUGUGGCAGAUCAUGGCCUGUAUGUGCUGCGCCUUCCAACCAACCAGGAACGUUGUUAGAUACCUCAAGUUCCACCUCAAAAGAUGUAAAGACAAGUUCCCGAACACAGAGAUGUCCAAGUUUGCCACCUUCUGUGGGGACAGUCUGCGCAGGUGCAAGGGGAGGGAAUAUGUGCCGUCACGGGACGAGGUUAUCGCAAUUCUGGGUCGUCGUGAUAUGUACACCACCGUCCAUUGUUACGGGAGCUCUUGUCGUAUCAGUAUCAACUCCUCCACCACAGCGUCUGAGGUUGUGAAGCACCUGGUCCAGGAGAUGAGACUUAAGGUUGUCCAGCGGCUGGUCCGAGGGAUGAACCUUGAGGAGACCCACAACACGUUUGCGCUGUUUGAGAGGGGCGCAGGUCAGGACAAGGCCAUUGAUGGAAAGGCUAUCGUGGCCGACAUACUGGCCAAGUUUGAAAAGUUGAAAGAAGAGGAAGAAACAGAAUGGAAGUUGUUCUUCAGACUCUUCUGUUUCAUGGACCCCCGCAACGUGCCCACCAACAGUUUAGAGUAUGACUUCAUGUUCGAGCAGGCCCACGAAGACGUAAUCCACAACAGAUUCCCGAGCUCCGAGGAAACUCUACAAUACCUGGCUGCCUACAGGUUACAGUACAAGGAAGGAGACUUCAGCAAGAGUGGAUGGAUAGAUGACCUUGGCCAAGUGUACCCCAUGGAGAGGUUACGCAGGAGGGUCAAGUCCACCAAGGAGAACAUCGCUCCGGUCAGCGACAAGACAGAGAGACCGGCCACAACCAAGAGGAAGUCCAACUUCCUAGAGGGAACCUUAAGAAGAAGUUUUGGAAAGGGAGGACACAAGAAAGCAAGACAACAAGUCCUUGGUGAGGAUGCCCAGCUGGUCCACCUACUGAAGGAGGAGGAGUCCAGCACCACCUCAGCUAUCAUCGCCAAGUGGAAGAUGCUGAAGGGUUUAACAAAGGAGGAAGCCCAGCAGAGGUACAUGCGAGCAGUCAUGGACUGGUCAGGCUACGGGGCCACACUGUUCGAUGUGGAGUGUAAGGACAGACAACACCCAGUGGACCUGUGGCUGGCUGUCAGUGUAGAUGAGAUCGCUUUGUACAAGAGAGGAGAGGAGAGACCGCUGGCAUCAUAUGCCUAUGACAGCAUCCUGUCUUUUGGAGCACCUGUACCAAACACCUACAAGAUUGUGGUGGAAGACAAGGAACCCAUGAUGUUUGAGACCAGCCAGGUUGUUGAGAUAGCCAAGCUGAUGAAGGCUUACAUCAACUCCCUGGUGAAGAAGCGGUACAGCUGGCGCACGUCCUACCACAGCUACAGGAAAAGUGUGGACAGUGACGACAUCCUCCUGUCUCCUACAGUAACACAGUCGUAACCUUAGCCUAGUCAUCAUCACUGUACACUGGGAACCAUAGACUGGGAACAACAGACUGGGAACAAUAGACUGGAAACAACAGACUGGGAACAAUAGACUGGGAACAAUAGACUGGGAACAAUAGACUGUCCAUCAAAAUUUAAGCAACAAUUAUCGGACUGAGCCACCUCAAAAUUUUUAAUUUUCAUUUUGUUUUGCACUUUUUUAAUGUUUUGACUGAGGUGAGCCUUAAUCCUUUUUCCUUCUGAAGGAUUACAAAAUGUAUGCUGUCACCAAACAUGCUUUGGUACAUGCAAGAGCUUGUUGCAAAGGAUGACAGUUUAAUCGUACAUAAGGCUUCAACCCCUAGUUAUCAUCAACACAGUUUAUGCUACUUAUCAUACUUGUCAAUCACAGUGUCACUUUAAUUACAUCAAGAUGCCAUGAGAAAGAAAUGACUAUGAUCAUUAUUAUGGUAGAUCAGAAAACAACUGUCUGUACUUAACCUUCUGACUUACAAUGUAUGCUGUAAACAAUUUAAAUUAAUUAGUAGAUGAGCAGAUAACUGUAAGGGGGUUAAACCGUCUGCUUCACUGUAAACUUGCUGGAAGAGUAAUACAAGUGAUGCCAUAAUGCUUUAAUGGCCAUCAAACCAGACUGUUGCAUACCCGCAUGCUAUAUACACAUGUAGAUGUGUUUAAGUGUUAAAUCUCUGUCUCAUUCAUGUAGAUUAAGUGUCAUUGAUAUAACUUCCCCUCACUUUAAUUACAUCAAGAUGCCAUGAGAUUUAAAAAUGUGUCAUAAAGCUGAUUUCCUGUAGUGACAUUAGAAUGUGUAGUACAUUGUAACUUUGUAUUGUAACAUGCUUUACUGAUUUUAAGAUUUCUUUUGAUGAAUUUUCUUACUCUGCUGGUCAGAAUAUUUGACCCAUUGGUGUGUGGUACUGGUUGUAAGGAUGUAGAUAGUCAAAAACUGUACAGUAACUAGUACUUAUGUUGUGAUUUUUUUAUUAUGUUCAUAAUUCAUGUACGUCACUUUUAACCUAACCAAGAGUCAACAAUAGCAAACAUUGUUACAAAUAGAUCUGAUCUUGUGUGUAAUUAACAAUUGCCAAAGAAAAUUCAAGUGACCAUAAUCAUGUGUUUGUUCUUAGUGUAGGCUUUUUUUAUUGGCAAUUAAUUCAUAAUGAACUGUGCAUACCAUUUUUGUAUUUUGAUUUUUUGUGUAUCAUAUUUAAUAAUCUAUCUGCCGUCAUGAAAAUUGCUGCAAGACAAUAAUCAAGUUGUGAAAUUCCUGGCCAUGUAGUUGGUAGUAGUAAGUUAUUGAUGGAAUAAUCAUGUAGAAUAUUCAUUUAGAAAUAGAUUUUGCAGUAAUGUAGCUUUGUAGCUUGUAUAGUCAAGCCUUGAACACCACAAUGUGCCAGUAAAGAAAAUAUUAACUUUGUGCGAUGAAAUCCAUCACCAUACUCAAUAUGCCAUCCACAUUACACAGAAGAUAAAAAAAGAAAAGAAAUAGGAAACUUAGAAAUACCAAGUCUGUUUGUACUUCACCAGAUGUAGCCAUUUCAGACAAACGAUAACUUGCUAGAUAAAUGAAAUAGCAUAGUCUUAUGAUGGCAAGUUGUGCAAAAUUCGUCAAAUUUGAACAAAUGCAGUGUGUUGCUUCCACCACCAUCUCACCACAUGUUGGAUUACUGUGUCACAAACUAAUGGUAAAACUUGAGUCUACUUAGUGUAUUAAGGAUGUUUUGUUCAGACAUGGUUUGUGUCAAUAAAGUUGGCAUGACUGCAGGAAGAUUGA